Molecule: messenger RNA, 826 nt
Organism: Arabidopsis lyrata subsp. lyrata
Lineage: Eukaryota; Viridiplantae; Streptophyta; Magnoliopsida; Brassicales; Brassicaceae
Product: auxin-responsive protein IAA28
Exons: 4
Biological process (GO): regulation of DNA-templated transcription
Cellular component (GO): nucleus
Molecular function (GO): protein binding
Source: RefSeq, a predicted model, not a curated record
CAAUUCACUUCCAACAAUAACAUCAAUGGAUCUAAGCAAAAAAGCUCUACCAAAGAUACAUCAUUCGUUUCCAAUAACAGGGUUGAGGUAGCUCCAGUGGUGGGAUGGCCGCCGGUAAGAUCAUCCCGGCGAAACCUAACGGCGCAGCUAAAGGAGGAGAUGAAGAAGAGAGAGAGUGAUGAAGAGAAAGAGUUGUACGUUAAGAUCAACAUGGAAGGAGUUCCCAUAGGAAGAAAAGUCAACCUUUCAGCUUAUAACAACUACCAACAGCUUUCACAUGCCGUUGACCAACUCUUUUCUAAGAAAGAUUCGUGGGAUCUAAACAGACAAUACACUUUGGUCUACGAAGACACUGAAGGAGAUAAAGUUCUGGUCGGAGAUGUUCCUUGGGAGAUGUUUGUAUCGACCGUGAAGAGGUUGCACGUUUUAAAAACCUCCAACGCCUCCUCGCUCUCACCUAGAAAACAUGGCAAGGAAUAGAGUGAGGUUCGCAAAAAAUCAUCAGUUCGAUGAUAUGUUUUUAAUGUAAUUUUUGUGGAAAUUAAUGGGGUUUGGCUUGAUUUACUGGCUUUCUUUUUUACUUAGAUGUUCUUUUCCAACUUAUGUUCUAGGUUUUUGCUUGCUGUGGUUUUUUUCUUCUGUAAAUACAUGUUCGUUUAAGUAAUUCGGGGUUAUUAUGUUAUCAUGUGUAUAAAAAUAGUCUGUAUAACCAAGUGUCGUUAGCUCAACUGGUGAAGAUCCUAAGCGAAGCUUACAGGUCGCCGGUUCGACUGACGCUUGGAACGAAACUAAUAUUACAUGCUGUAAUAUUACAGGUUUUGGUCUA